Molecule: messenger RNA, 1227 nt
Organism: Blastocystis hominis
Lineage: Eukaryota; Bigyra; Opalinata; Blastocystidae
Exons: 7
Coding region: 1-1227 (408 amino acids)
Biological process (GO): protein phosphorylation
Molecular function (GO): protein serine/threonine kinase activity; ATP binding
Source: RefSeq, a predicted model, not a curated record
AUGAAAGGACCUUCUGAUAAUUUAUCGCCUGUUUCUCCCUCCUCUCUUACAGUAGAUGAUUUCCAAUUGUUGCGAGUGAUUGGCCGAGGAUCGUUCGGCAAAGUGUUGCUGGUUCGUGGGAAACGCGACAAACGCGUGUAUGCUCUGAAGAUCUUGCUGAAAUCGCAUGUGGUUGCGAAGAAUCAAGUGGAGCAUACAAAGAGUGAACGAAAGAUUUUGGAGGAAAUGGACUAUCCGUUUUUGUGUAAGUUGGAGUUUGCCUUUCAAACAGACGAUAAGCUCUAUCUGGGAAUGCCUUUUCUCUCUGGAGGGCCUCUAUUCAACCAUCUUCAACAGUGCCGACGAUUUACAGAGGAUCGAGCGCGUUUCUACUGUGCGGAAGUCGUGUUGGGAAUUGGCUAUCUGCACAAGCAUAAUAUCAUUUACAGAGAUAUGAAGCCUGAGAAUUUGCUAUUGGAUCGAGAAGGACAUGUUGUGAUUACCGACUUUGGAUUAUCAAAACGCACUACAGAGAAUCGAUUGCAGUACCAAACGAUUUGUGGAACUCCGGAAUAUGUGGCUCCUGAAGUGUUGUCGGGAAGUCCCUAUGGUCAAUCGGUUGAUUGGUGGAGUGUGGGAACGCUGCUGUAUGAGAUGAUUGCUGGUUAUCCACCGUUUUAUGAUAAAAACCGAAAGUCGAUGUUUACGAAGAUUAUCAAUGGGAAGUUGCGAUUUACUCCCUUCUUUAGCAUUCAAGCAUGCAACAUCAUCACAUGCCUUCUCGAUCGACACCCUCAAACGCGACUGGGAGGAGGACCAAGCGAUGCAGAAGAAGUGAAAAAGCACCCGUUCUUUGCGGGAAUCGAUUGGGAAGCUUUAGAACGAAAGGAAGUUCCGUCUCCCUGGAAGCCUUGUGUCCAUGGAGAAACAGACACGACGUAUUUCAAUCACAAGUAUACCAUAGCUGACAUCGAUGAAGAACCAAGUGUUGUAGUUGUGUUAUUGAGGUGUGAAAUAGACAAUGAAUACAUCGAAUUUGCCCAAUUUUCCAGAUUUUACGUACCAAAAUCCUCGUUCCAAGUCUCCUUUUUGUUACAAACACAAUCAUACCAUUCUAAUUCUUCUUAUUCUUCUUCCUCCAUUUUCGUAUCUUCUUCGCCAUCCUCUUCUUUUCCAUUCUCUUCAUUCGCUUCCUCCACUUCCAUUUCCUUCUGCAUCGCUUCCCACUGCUGUCUACGAAUCUCGUAA